AUGGGGGACGACGACGAAGGUGUUGUUUAUAUCCCAAGGAAUCUCUCUCUCAACGAUAGGGAUAUUAUGGUGAUGAAUGUAGGCGGCACGAGAUUUGAAGUCAAUCGAAAAUCUUUGGCCAAAUAUCCCGGGACAAAACUCUUUGAGAUUGCCGGUGAUGCAAGGUCUAACGACUGCAAGGAAGUUUUCUUGGACCGGAACCCCGCAGUCUUUGACACAAUUCUGAAUUAUUACAGAACCGGGGAACUUCACAUCCCAAACUAUCUAUGCGGCCCUUUUGUGAGGGGUGAGCUGAAGUAUUAUAAUAUUGCUGAUCAUUUUAUUGAACCCUGCUGUUGGGUUGGAUAUUCUGCGCACAUAGACACUGAGGCAGCUCUGGCGAAAUUUGACGGGACGAAAGACGAAACGGAAAAGGUUCACCCGGAUACGUUGAGCGGUUGGAAACAACUUAAGAACAAGACAUGGGUUUUUAUGGAAGACCCGAAUUCAUCGCUUGCAGCCAAGGUCUUUGCCUCCUGGUCUUUCUUUCUGGUUAUCUUGUCCAUCAUAAUCUUCUGCCUCGAAACCCACCCUUUUUUCAUCGGACCAGUGGCACUCAACAACACAUUCAUUCGGGAGGUUUACAUUCUGAACGAAUACCCACCAAUGCGUGGACUGGUGGUCGUGGACAACAUUUGCAACGGCUGGUUCCUUAUAGAAUUCAUGGUGAAGUUUGCGGUGUCGCCGUCCAAAGGGAAAUUUCUCGUAACAGCUUUCAGCGUGAUUGAAAUAUUCUCACUUGUGCCAUAUUAUAUUGGAAUGGGCUUAGCCCUUAGUUUCCAGAACCAUAUAGAGAAUCUCGGAGUCGCCUUGGAAGUCUUGUUCUUCUUCAAAAUGAUACGAAUUCUUCGUAUCUUUACCCUGAUGCGUCACAUUCGCGCCUUGAAAAUUCUUGUGUAUACCCUGAUUGCAAGUACCAAAGAACUUCUCUUGUUGGUGCUGAUCCUCCUCAUCGGCGUCAUCGUUUUCGCCUGUCUCAUAUACCUCGCGGAACGGAGAGAAGUCAACACAUUCUUCCCACAUAUUCCGAUAUCUUUGUGGUGGGCAAUGGUUACCAUUACAACUCUAGGAUAUGGCGACUUGAGACCAACCACGUGGCAAGGAUAUAUCGUGGGUUCUAUGUGUGCUGCGACGGGUGUACUGAUCAUUGCGCUGACUGUGCCAAUUGUGGUGAAUAACUUCAGCGUUUACUACACUUUUGCCCAAAGGACGUCCCGUCUGAAGGAGCGACGCAUGGAGAAGGAGAAGCAGGAACGACGGAUGUCCAUUAUGAUGAAAGCGCUAAAGCAUAUGCAUACAACCGACGGAAACACACCAUCAAUCAGAAAUGGUGGUUCUGCAAACAUAUUCGCUCGGUUACGAAAAAAGAAGAGGGAAGUUGCAGAUGCCCACAUAAACUUAGGCAAUGGCACAAUACGUGCGGAAUCUGCUCUCUCUACGACCACAAUGAGUAGUCAUGGGGAUUCAAACAGACACACAAACAUACCCAUUGAUGACAAACCUCGUGUUCAAAAUGGUGUUGUCAAUCGGAGCUUCUCUAUGCAAAGUGAUAUCAAUAACCUUAACGUUAGUGUCGGCAGUGACAAAAAACCAAUUCUGCAAAAUAAAAUUUCUGAUCCACACUUAUUAAAUGUAGGACAGACACAAGAGGGAAGUACCCUCAGACUCCAGCCCUCUCCAACACCUUCUGAGAAAAAUUUCGACGUUAGUAUUUCCGACAAAUCGAGUGUUAGUUAUCAUUUACAAAAGCCAGCGAUAUCCGUAUCUCUGUCUCAGCCAGAGGUAACAAACAGUAAGGAAAGUCUUAAUGACAGUCGACAGAUUGCAAAUAGUGAGCACCACAGGUUACUCCCGGCGGUAGAGACACCAUCGAAAGACGAGUGUGAAGAAUCUAAAACGUAA
Messenger RNA from Lineus longissimus, 1941 nucleotides. RefSeq names its product potassium voltage-gated channel protein Shaw-like. Gene Ontology annotation, molecular function: delayed rectifier potassium channel activity; protein binding. The coding region runs from base 1 to 1941 and encodes 646 amino acids. NCBI's taxonomy places the organism in Eukaryota, Metazoa, Nemertea, Pilidiophora, Heteronemertea, Lineidae. The record is from RefSeq and is a predicted model, not a curated record. The transcript has 2 exons. Gene Ontology annotation, cellular component: voltage-gated potassium channel complex; membrane. Gene Ontology annotation, biological process: potassium ion transmembrane transport; protein homooligomerization.